Messenger RNA from Aaosphaeria arxii CBS 175.79, 1695 nucleotides. Its product is annotated as general substrate transporter. Gene Ontology annotation, biological process: carbohydrate transport; transmembrane transport. Gene Ontology annotation, cellular component: membrane. NCBI's taxonomy places the organism in Eukaryota, Fungi, Ascomycota, Dothideomycetes, Pleosporales. The record is from RefSeq and is a predicted model, not a curated record. The transcript has 5 exons. Gene Ontology annotation, molecular function: carbohydrate:proton symporter activity. The coding region runs from base 1 to 1695 and encodes 564 amino acids.
AUGGACGAGAAAACAUCUGAUAUCCAUCAGACCGAUCAUGUCGAGCGUCUACGGGGGCCACCUUCGAAGGCAAUUCACCAUGGUGACUCUGAGCGUCCAGUCUGGGAGGAUCGUGAGACUUACGGGCCUGCUGGCUUCAAGGGAAUCUUUAGCAACAAAUAUGUUACUUUGUGUGCCGCGUUCGCGACCAUGGGAGGUGCCCUUUUCGGUUACGAUCAAGGUGUCGUGUCUAUCACGCUUGUGAUGGACCAGUUCCUUGAAGUGUUUCCCGAGGUUUCCGAAAAUGCCGCCGGAGCAGGUUUCAAGAAGGGCCUCCUGACAGCUAUGAUUGAGCUGGGUGCCUUCCUAGGCGCUAUGAAUCAGGGCUGGCUUGCAGACAAGAUAUCUCGGAAGUGGUCCAUUCUUGUAGCCGUUAUCAUCUUUAUGAUCGGCUCGGCCGUGCAGACUGGUUCCAUGGGAUACGGAAUGCUCGUUGCUGGCAGAUUUAUCGGUGGUAUUGGCGUUGGAAUGUUGGCAAUGGUUGCUCCCCUCUACAUCUCUGAGAUUGCACCACCGGAAAUCAGAGGCACACUGCUUGUGUUGCAAGAGCUUUCCAUCGUCACAGCCAUCGUUGCAGCUUUCUAUACUACCUACGGUACCAGAUUCAUUCCGAGUCAAUGGUCCUGGAGACUACCCUUUCUUCUUCAAAUGGUUCCUGCAAUCUUCCUCGGGGCAGGUGUGCCAUUCCUUCCGUACUCUCCUCGUUGGCUGGCCGGCAAAGGCCGCGACGAUGAAGCUCUCGAAGUUCUCUGCAAGCUUCGAGGUCUCCCUGCUACGGAUCAGCGUGUCUUGACCGAGUGGUUCGAGAUCCGGUCGGAGGUCGCAUACCAGAAGGAGGUUUCCGCCAAGCUUCACCCGAAACUGCAAGAUGGGAGCAAGAGCAGCCGUAUCAAGCUUCAGAUUCUAGGAUACACCGACUGCUUCCGUAAGGGAAGCUGGAAGCGAACCCACGUCGGAAUUGGACUCAUGUUCUUCCAGCAAUUCGUCGGCAUCAACGCCCUGAUCUAUUACUCUCCCACCCUCUUCGCCACCAUGGGCCUCAACCGCCAAAUGCAGCUCGACAUGUCUGGUGUUCUUAACAUCUGCCAGGUGGUCGCUUGUCUGUGGUCGCUCUGGGGCAUGGAUCGAUUCGGACGCAGACCAUUGCUCCUUGGUGGAGGUGUCUGUAUGAUUAUCUCUCAUUUCAUCAUUGCAGUCCUCAUGGGCAAAUUCCAGGACAGCUGGGACACGCACAAGGUGGAGGGAUGGGUGUGCGUAGCGUUCCUGCUAUUCUUCAUGCUCACCUUCGGCGCAACCUGGGGACCGAUCCCAUGGGCGAUGCCAUCAGAGGUUUUCAGCAGUUCCCUGCGAGCAAAGGGUGUUGCGUACGCGACGAUGUCGAACUGGUUCAACAACUUCAUCAUCGGUCUCAUCACUCCUCCGCUGGUGCAGAACACGGGCUUUGGCACGUACGUCUUCUUCUGCGCUUUCUCAGCAUUGGCUGUCGUAUGGGUCUACUUCGUUGUUCCCGAGACCAACGGCCGGACGCUGGAGCAGAUGGACCAGGUUUUCCACGAUAACACUGGCGAGGUCGAGAAGGAACGCCGCGCUAGGAUCGAGAGCACAAUGGCGGCUGCCAUCUGGGAUAACAGGACGCCUCCAUCCGAGACUGCGUGA